GCAUAUCGUUAAGCUACGCGCUCUUUGUCUGACGGUGGCAACGAAGUCAAACCAGUGGCUGAAAUUUUUAUCUCGCUGUUCGAGCAAGAACUGUUUGGGAGUUGAAGAUUUCUAUUGGAGGGCUUUGCGAGGAAACAACAUAAGAAAGUUUACAGCUCAGGAAGGAUAAUUUUUCUCUUGAAUACAAGAGAUCUCUAAAGACAACCCUGAUCUAUAUUGACCGCUCGUGGCAGCUUAAAAGGAAACCUUGAAUGAAUUUGAUAGUGAACCAUAUCGUGCAGGGCCUGUUGUUACAGGAAGACAAGACACGGACGCUUGGAUUGUGACUCAAGUCAAGAGCUGUCAUUUGGGAGAUCGCCAGUGACUUCGCUUGAGGAUUCACGCAAGAUGAACGCUUCUCUGGUCGCUUUUGCUGUGCUUCUAUGCCUCAGUCGUUGUUUGGCGUUUGACUGUCCGAAACAGUGCAGUUGUGGGGAGACGAUCCGGUGCAAAGUGAAAGACUUGAGAAUCUUAAAGAAGAUUUUACCUACCAAUAUAACGCGACUUGAUCUCUCGUCAGAUGACAUCACAAAGAUUCCUCCAGGAACAUUUGAAAACUUUACUUCGCUGCGAUACCUAUCUCUCGCAAACAAUUCUAUCAGAUAUCUUUCGAGACAUUCCUUCAGAGGACUUCGCAAUCUUCGAGAAUUAAAUCUGAAGGACAACGGGCAGCUGAUUAUAGACAAAGACGUGUUCGAAAGUCUUCCAUCUCUGCAAAUCAUCGGCGUGGAUAGCAAAAAUCUUCAAAAUCUGUCCGAGGAAUUUCGUAACAGGUCACACUCAGUCAACGUAACCAUCGAUAUAAAACAGGAAAAAGUCCAUUGCGAGAUCUACAAAAAGCCUACAGACGAGUGUAUGGCAAAUGAUUACCCCGUCUGCAAUGACGCUAUGGACAUCAGAGAAGAUGUCAUGAAGCUCUCUCCAUUUCCUAAACAUUCGUGCGUACUUGCAAGAUGCGAGAACAAACAGAAGAAGAUCAAAGUCAUUUGUGUAGCUUCUAAAACAAAUAACACAUGUUGGCCAGGGAUGAUUGGUGAAAACACUGGAGUAAAAUUGGCGUUAUGGACUUUCGGUCUUCUCGCAGUCGCCUCCAAUCUCCUCGUUUUGGGUACCUUGUUAUGCAACAGCGAAGUUCGCCGUGCACCUCUUUGUAUUUUCGUCAUGAAUUUACUGCUGGGGAACAUCCUUAUUGGUGCGCACAUUGUCAUAGUAACGGUAUCUGAUACGGUUACAUACGAGAACUCGUCCGAGUGCCAUAAAGAACGAUGGGAAGCCAAGCUUUGUGUGCCGCUGUUCAUCGUCAAGUACAUCGGGCUCAUAGUUAUUGUGCUUUCUCUUUUGCUGGUCACAGUGGAGAGAUUUCUCGUUGUCAUAAUCAAAUCUGCUCAUUAUAUUGAUACUUGCCGAGCUGUGGGCUAUGUGUUCGAGAGUUGGAUAUUUGCAACCAUAGCCACAGUUGUUCUGUGGACUAAAGCGGGAAACUGGGGCUAUCUUUGCUCUACAUUUGCCACUGGAAAAUCCUUCACAGACAUAAACAGAGGAAUAAAUUUGACGCUUGUUAGUAUUUGCGUGGUACUUAUAUUCCUUCAUAUUUUUAUGAUUUGCCGAGCACCACGUAGAGAUCCUGUACUAUCAGCGACAACGGAUUAUAAAAACACUGUUCGCAUGUUCCUUCUUGUAUUAUCGACGUUUUUCGCCUGGGCAGUUCCGUACACGCUUAUUCUCUUCACAGUUCCUGCAAUAUUAACUGAAACAGUAGCUAUGCAAAGUAUGGCUAUUUCGCUUUCUUUAAACGCUUGCCUUCAUACAUUCCUGUAUUCAUUUGAUAACGAUCAUUUGGAAAAUCUGUACCGCGCUUUGUCCUGCCGAAAAGAACAGAAAGAGGACGAGUUGGAAGCAGAUGAUAGUAAAGACAGAAAACGUGAUACAGAAAUGGGCCCUUUACCUUCAAAGAAAUCGCUAGAAUCUUUAUCCGUGGUAGAAGUUAAAAGCCCCAUCAACAAAGAAGCUUGUGUAAAAGUAUUACCUGUUACUGAAAUUAGACAAGAACCGGAGCAGCAAAGAAGAGGCUUUGAAUUCUCCAAGGCCGAAGGCGCAGUGAUAAUUACGAAUAAAUCUCCUACAAACUCUCGUCACGAAGAAGCUGUUGUUCUGUUACACUCAGCUCCGUCGUCUCCAAGCACUUUGACGAGGGUCGGCCGAGUGCAAGACGAAGGAGUGAGUGAUUGCGGUACGAUAUCCUCCGACACCAAUGUAACUUGGCUGAGCAGCGAAUGCCCCAGCAUGUCUCCAAGUUCACCAAAUGCACUUCUGAAAAUCAACGACGGAAACUCGACACUGUCGAGCGAUAUUUCAUCAAUUACUCCGUGCCUUCAACAUCCAAAGAAAAAAGGCAAUUCUAUGGAAAAAGACGCGAAAAGACAUCGUCUUUCUAAAGGAUGCGCGGGUUCUUCAUUGGACCAAUGCGAUGGCGACGACGUUAAAGGUGAAUCAACAAGAGAUGAAAAUCAAAACACGAAGAGAGAUCGACGAAUGAGCCCAGUGCGUGAUAUUAUUGUUCGUGUUCUAUCGCCUAAGCUGAAAAAGAGGCCGAAGACUCUCGAAUGCGUUCCGACGCACGACGAUUCCAAAACCGAGUUGCCGCCUCCUCACAAACGGACUAAAUCGCUCUUAGAAGGGAAAGAUGUCGAAGAUUUGAACGCUAGCGAUGGCAACAGGAGUCCAUUGAGACCUCUUUCACCUGUGCGUUUCCGGGACAAAAAGCCUAAAGAGCGUUCGAAAGAAAAACGCAACGGUGUUUUGGUGUUUCGCGCCGGAUCGGAUGGUUUAGAAAUUCAUGAAGAUGUUACAUCACCAACGUCUUCAAGGUCCACAAUGUGUGGAGAGAAAACUAAACAAGAUGGACCCAACUCUCCUAAAUCUGCAAAUAAAGCGACGGACUGGGAGCGGCUAGCGACGUUUUUAGUCAUUAAACCAGUUGCCCCGAAAUCAAAAAUAAAGAUAAGCGACAAAGAAAAAAAGAAAGCUGGUAAUAGUCACACAGAUACUUCAUCAAAACCUGCAGAAAGGAUAAGGAUUUACGAGAAUCCUGCGAUCAGCUUGGAGAGUGAAUCUGGCUCACCAGCUUAUGAGCCCCGAUGUACUUCUCCUCAGUCUCCCACUAGAAGGUUGGCCAAACUUGAGGAGGGCGAUAAACUCACGGACCUUCCAACAGGACUAAAGCAGAAAAAUCGAAUCAGCACCGCUUCCACGGUAUCGCGGGUAUCUAAGUCAAGUUUAGAAUGGGAUCCAUCUUGCGCUUACGAGUAUGGUGAUGAAGAAGUCAUGCCUCCGCCGCCACCCCCACCCCCUCAGCCUAUACCCGACCUACCCCCCACACCCCAACCGAGUCCUGGGCCUGAGAGAAAAGCGGACUCCGCUGACCAUGUGGAGUGCGUCCAAGUGAGACUUGACCCAGCUCAUCGAUACAGCCUUGAGUGGGAUCCGACUGGCGUUCAAAUGAGGCUGAGUGUUAUUUCUCAAGAUUCAAAUGCAGAGGGGAAGAAAAGUGCCCCUUCACGACAGAAAACAGAACCAGAAUACGUUUAAGAAGUGCUCAUCGUGUGCAGAAGCCGGGCAAGUAACAAUCUAUCGAACUGUACACGUGAUAGAUUUAAAAUUGUGAUUCAUCAAUCAUUUUCGCUCGCGAACGGUUGACCGUGUUUAUCCUAGCUCAAACUAGGGAGUAUCCGGUGAUAUACCCCGAGUGAUAUUCCCUAAUUUGCAAACCUUACGUCCACCACGAUAAAAGUCUUCAUUCAAGAUGAAAGCGUGUAGCUGUUGUCACAUAAGAAAGGACAUGCGUUUUCGUUCACAAAGUCGAACGAGAGAACUCUCAGAAGUAGACAUCCCACACGCAGCAAACAGUAAGCUAUCCGUUAACAUUUUUUUCCAGUGUGUUGCGAAAAUGUUUGAUGGAUAAUAGUCACAUUAGGCUUCAUUUGGCGCGAAAAGAUGCUCGUGCAUUUUUCUUUGGACAUUAAACAAACUGUUCGCAUCUCGGAAGAGAUGAUGUCCUCGGACAAAAACCCGAACAUAUUUUCGCCGUAAAUGGAAGCUAUUGUUUACAUAAACGCGCAUUCGGUUAGAAUUCAUCCAAAUUAUAAGUUAUAUUUAUAUCAAAAGUGUUUCUAGAGGACACGAAGUAAACAACAUAAAUUCUUAGCCAAGCGACGUUCAAAGUAUCGUUUAUCUCGUAGUAUAGUAGCGUUUAUCUCGAAUACUUGUUUUUGUAGUUAUUUGCGAAAAAAGGUUGAAGUUUUACGUUUUCGAUUGGUGCUUCAAUCCUCUACAAAUACUAAACAAAAAACCCCUCCUUUAAUAAAAUGGAUGCGACAACUUCAAAAUUUUCCCCCUGCUAACAUUGCUGAGGGGGAGAGAAGGGAAUAGGGAAUCAAGAAGGCGAGUGAGGUUGUUUAAAAUUUGCAUUUAUUCAAAAUAUGUACAUUUAGAGCCAGCGUUCAAGCAAUUUUGUCGAAGUUUGGAUAAUUUAUUCGAGUUGAAAAAAACAUAAAACGACAAACAACCGCAUUUCUCUAAGAGAAGUAUUUGUUCGAUUCAUUUGAAUCGCCUUUUAAUUUGAACGUUUUCAAAAUUAAAUGGUAUCUGUUAAGAUACAUUUUUAAGUAUUUGGAAUUUCCAGACAUUUUAGGUUCACUCAUUAAUAAAUUUAUCAUUUCGGUCGUAUUAACGAGUUGUGCGCACCAAUUAUAUAAUUCAUAACUUUAAAACAAUAGCUUGGUUUUAACGAGCUACUAAGUAGUGGAGAAAUUUCCAAAACUAACAGAUUACACGACAGUGUAACUAGACAAGUUUUUCUUUAAGGAAACGCUUCAACACUUCGUCUACACUGAAAGUUCUGACUCGAUGAGUAGUAGAGUUAAAAGACUUGUUUUGUAUUCGAAGAUGAUUGAAAGAACUUAUGAACAAUUUAACCAAGCAACCCAAAGUCUACUCGGUCAACAGCUGAGAAAGACAAAAAACUCCAAGUUGGCUUUCGAAUCCUUUAUAGGAAAGGAAAACGAAGACUUCGUUCACUUGAACUAGACUUCUCUCGUAUUUCUGGCUCAACACGAAGUAUACCAGCAAUCACAUAGACUUCUAUAUCGUAAAUUUUCUUAUUUCCAUCCGUAGCGAACAUACGUGUUAUGAGUAGGUAGUGACAAGCGCACUGACCGCAUUUCGUUUGAAAUAUUUUGUAAGUUAUACUUUAAGUUAUUACGAAAGAGCGUGUUGUAUAUAUAUAAAAGUAACAACUUUAAGACUAAGUAUUGAGUAAUAUAUGAACUGGAAUUGUCUAGGAUAAAUAUUUAUGCAACGAAGUUUAAAAGUAAAAACCAUUGUAAAACAUUCA
This is a messenger RNA of Pocillopora verrucosa, 5431 nucleotides long. The record is from RefSeq and is a predicted model, not a curated record. NCBI's taxonomy places the organism in Eukaryota, Metazoa, Cnidaria, Anthozoa, Scleractinia, Pocilloporidae.